Messenger RNA from Apus apus (common swift), 3592 nucleotides. RefSeq names its product seizure related 6 homolog (gene SEZ6). Bases 1 to 2985 code for a protein of 994 amino acids. The record is from RefSeq and is a predicted model, not a curated record. Lineage: Eukaryota; Metazoa; Chordata; Aves; Apodiformes; Apodidae. The transcript is spliced from 16 exons. Gene Ontology annotation, cellular component: dendritic shaft; neuronal cell body; endoplasmic reticulum. Gene Ontology annotation, biological process: synapse maturation; regulation of dendrite development.
AUGGGCCCGCCGCCCCCCGCCCUGCUCCUGCCGCUGCUCGCCGCGCUGCUCCGCGCCCCGGCACACGGCUUCAACGGGCUGGCAAGGAAGGCAGGGGAGAGCUCUGAGGCCGAAGGGGAGCCAACAGCCCUGCCCACGCCGGCAGAGCGGGAGGCAGAGGCUCGUUUUGUGAGCACGGCGCCCACGUUGAAGCUCCUCAACCACCACCCACUGCUGGAGGACCUGCUGCAUGAAGCCUUCCUGAAGAAGGACUACCUGGGCCAGGCGCCCUUCCUGCCCGGUGUCCCUGGCCCUGUCCUGCCCGCUGAUGUUCUCCAGCCAGCCCUUGGCCCUCCAGCCCCUGAACCCCCACCACGCACCCCCCUGCCCAGGGCUGCCUUCCCCACUGACCCUCUGACGACACCAGCUGGGCACCCGGGGCCAUGGGGGGAGGCAUGGGGGGCUGUGCCAGGUGCUGAUCCCUCUUGGUCCCCCUCCAGGUUGCCAGAGUCGAGCCCCACAUCCCCCAGCCCAGCUCCCACCACCCCUGGCACUUCCCCAGGACUUCAUACUGUGGCCACGGAAGUCACCAGGGAUGAGGAGGGGACCACCACCACAUCCACCAUCACCACCACCACUGUCACCACGCUGCAGGGACCAGGCGAGCGCUGGGGAGGGGGCCAAGGGGAACAGGGGAAAAGCGGGGCUGAGCUGGGGUCUCCUCUGUCACCAGUCCCCUGCAACCAGACACUGGGAGGCCCAGAGGGCUGGCUGGUGUCCCCAGAGCCAGCUGGUGUCCCCUAUGAUGGCAGCCUGGACUGCACCUACACUGUCUCUGUCUACCCUGGCUACGGCGUGGAGCUCAAGGUGCAGAACAUCAGCCUGGCAGAGGGUGAGACGCUGACGGUGGAGAGCACAGGGGGGCUGGAGCCCACCCUCCUGGCCAACGAGUCCUUCCUGCAGCGCGGCCAGGUCAUCCGCAGCCCUGCCAACCUCCUCACCCUCCGCUUCCAGAGCCCCAGGCCCCCCAACCCCGGCUCCUACCGCUUCCACUACCAAGCCUACCUGCUGAGCUGCCCCUUCCCGGCACGGCCGGCUUUUGGGGAGGUGUCAGUGAGCAGCCUGCACCCCGGGGGGGACGCCCGCUUCCGCUGCGCCGCUGGGUACCAGCUGCAGGGCGCCCGCCGGCUCAGCUGCCGCAACGCCACCCGCCCCUUCUGGAGCGCCCGCGAGCCCCUCUGCCUCGCGGCCUGUGGCGGGGUGGUCCGGAACGCCACAGUGGGACGUGUCAUCUCGCCCGGCUUCCCCGGGAACUACAGCAACAACCUGACGUGUCACUGGCUGCUGGAAGCACCCGCCGGCCAUCGCCUGCACCUCCACUUUGAGAAGGUCUCGCUGGCCGAGGAUGAUGACAGGCUCAUCAUCCGCAACGGCAACAACAUGGAGGCACCACCAGUGUAUGACUCCUACGAGGUGGAGUACCUGCCCAUUGAGGGGCUGCUCAGCACUGGGCAGCACUUCUUCGUGGAGCUCACCACCGACAGCAGCGGGGCCGCCGCGGGCAUGGCACUGCGUUAUGAGGCCUUUGAGCAGGGACAUUGCUACGAGCCCUUCAUCAAGUAUGGGAACUUCACGGCCAGUGACCCUCGGUACCCUGUGGGCACCACGGUGGAGUUCAGCUGUGACCCUGGCUAUACGCUAGAGCAGGGCUCCACCAUCAUUGAGUGCGUUGACCCCAGUGACCCGCAGUGGAACGAGACAGAGCCAGCGUGUCGUGCGGUGUGCAGUGGGGAGCUGACAGACACAGCAGGUGUGGUGCUGUCACCCAACUGGCCGGAGCCCUAUGGCAAGGGCCAGGACUGCAUCUGGGGGCUGCACGUGGAGGAGGACAAGCGUGUCUUGCUGGACGUCCGCGUGCUGCGGCUGGGUACGGGGGACGUGCUGACCUUCUACGAUGGGGACGACCUGACGGCGCGUGUCCUGGGCCAGUACACGGGCACCCGUGGUCGAUUCAAGCUCUACGCCUCCACCGCCGAUGUCACCGUCCAGUUCCAGUCAGACCCCGGCUCCGGCGCUGGCGCCUAUCGGCAGGGCUUCGUCAUCCACUUCUCCGAGGUCCCCCGUAAUGACACCUGCCCUGAGCUGCCGGACAUCGCCAAUGGUUGGAAGACGUCCUCACAGCCAGAGCUGCUCCACGGCACCGUGGUCACCUACCAUUGCUACCCUGGCUUCCAGUUGGCUGGCACCGACCUCCUGAUGUGCCACUGGGACCUGACAUGGAGCGGUGACCUGCCCACCUGUGAGCGGGUGACCACAUGCCGGGACCCUGGGGAUGCUGACCACAGCCGCAGGGUGGUCUCCAGCCCUAAAUUCCCAGUGGGAGCCACUGUACAGUAUGUCUGUGACAAAGGCUACGUCCUGGCGGGUGCCGGGACCCUCACCUGCCACGACCGCGCCAUGGGGGGACCCAAGUGGAGCGACCGUCUCCCCAAGUGCAUCCCAGAGACAUUCGAGCCCUGCCACAACCCUGGAGCACCGGAGGGCGGGCAGCAGAGCCCCGAGCGCAGGCUGUACCCGGCAGGAGCCAUCUUGCGCUUCUCCUGCGCCCAGGGCCGGGCGCUGCUGGGCGAGAGCAGCCUGCGCUGCCUGCCCGGGCACCCCUCGCGCUGGAGUGGCUCGCCUCCCAUCUGCAAGGCAGCCUCCUAUGAUGAGUUUUACAGCAACCGCAACCUGGACGCAGCCGUGGCCAAGGCUGUGCCCUCGGGGCCGGCACUGGAAGGCACCAACGUUGCCAUCGCCGUCUUCCUGCCCGUGCUGGUGGUGGCCCUGCUCAUCGGUGGCGUUUAUCUCUACUUCUCCAAGAUCCAGGGGAAGCCAGCCCUGCAGCUGCCCCUCGCCGGCUCCCACCCCUACGACCACAUCACCGUGGAGUCGGCUUUUGACAACCCCACCUAUGAGACAGGAGGACCAUGCACAGGAUGGGACAUAGAGUCACAGUAUCAUUAAGGUUGGAAGAGACCUUCAAGAUCAUCGAGUCCAAGCGUAAUCCCACUACCACAACCACUAAAUUUAGUUCCCUCAGCCUCUCCUCCUACGAUGUGUCCUCCAAACCCCUCACCAGCCUCGUUGCUCUUCUCUGGACACGCUCCAGGACCUCAAUGUCUUUCUUACACUGUGGCACCCAGAAGUGAACAUAGAACUCAAGCUGUGGCCUCACCAGGGUGGAGUACAGGGGCACAAUCACUUCCCUACUCCUGCUGGACACACUGUUUUUGAUACAGGCCAGGAUGCCACUGGCCUUCUUGGCCACCUGGGCACACUGCUGGCUCAUGUUCAGCCAGCUGCCCACCAGUGCUCCCAGAUCCUUUUCCGCCGGGCUGCUUUCCAUUAAAAGAUAGAACAGAUACCACACUCGAUCUUAACCAAAAGGCUGAGAAGCAGGCCACCUAGGGACCACACUCAGGAUCAGACAUCCAUCCAGGGACCAUGCACGGGAUGGAACACCCAUCCCCAGGGCUGCCUGUGCUCUGGGAUAUCCCCCAGGUCCUCACGGGAUGGGAGCUGCCCCGUCCCUGUCCCGGGCACCCCAUGGCACCGCUGAGUGUCCAACCCC